Messenger RNA from Notolabrus celidotus (New Zealand spotty), 1308 nucleotides. It is a transcript of the gene bud23, whose product is annotated as BUD23 rRNA methyltransferase and ribosome maturation factor. Gene Ontology annotation, molecular function: rRNA (guanine) methyltransferase activity. The record is from RefSeq and is a predicted model, not a curated record. Gene Ontology annotation, biological process: rRNA (guanine-N7)-methylation. Lineage: Eukaryota; Metazoa; Chordata; Actinopteri; Labriformes; Labridae. Bases 156 to 1004 code for a protein of 282 amino acids. The transcript is spliced from 12 exons. Gene Ontology annotation, cellular component: nucleolus.
UUUAUUAAACGAAGAAGUAUUUUUACCGUCGCGUUCUUAUGACGUCAUCCAUCUUCACGUGUAGUGUGUGAACCAUCACAACAUUUCGCUUGUUUUUUACCCAAAGCCAGGAAUAAACUCUUUCCUUUCAGAGUCCGACACACACAGGGAACACCAUGUCCUCCAGCUGUCGAAGACCUGAACACACAGCUCCUCCAGAAGUGUUCUACAAUGAAGACGAGGCAAAGAAAUACUCCCAAAACUCUCGAAUGAUUGAGAUCCAGACUCAGAUGUCAGAGAGAGCUGUGGAGCUUUUAAACCUGCCAGAAGGACAGCCAUGCUUCCUACUGGAUGUGGGAUGUGGCUCUGGUCUCAGUGGAGACUACCUGACAGAGGACGGACACCACUGGAUUGGAGUCGACAUCAGCACCGCAAUGCUUGAUGUUGCACUGGACAGAGAAGUAGAAGGAGAUCUUUUAUUAGGGGACAUGGGACAGGGGAUGCCUUUCCGACCCGGCACCUUUGAUGGUUGUAUCAGUAUCUCUGCCCUGCAGUGGCUCUGUAAUGCUGACAAGAAAACGCACAGUCCUCCAAAGAGACUCUAUGCCUUCUUUAGUACUCUCUACUCUUCCCUGUCACGAGGUUCACGUGCAGUUUUCCAGCUUUACCCAGAGAACUCAGAACAGCUGGAGCUGAUCACGACACAGGCCAUGAAGGCGGGCUUCGGUGGAGGCAUGGUGGUGGAUUACCCCAACAGCAGCAAGGCUAAGAAGUUCUUCUUGUGUCUGUUUGCUGGUUUCACAGGAGCCUUACCUAAAGGGUUGGGAUCAGAAACGUCAGACAGAGCUGUUUCAAACCAGGUCCAGUUUUCAGGACAAAGAUGCCGGUUCAAGAACAUGAAGGGGAAAUCAGGAAAGAAGGGGCGAGAUUGGAUCAUGGAGAAGAAAGAGCGGAGAAGAAGACAAGGACGGGAGGUUCGAGCCGACACAAAAUACACCGGACGUCAGAGAAGACCUCAUUUCUAGCUGUGACUCAUGCAGAACUGCUUUCAUUAGCUCUCUCUUCUGCACACAAUCAGCCCUGAAAGAGCACAGUGUUUGGACCUGGUUCAUUUCUCAACUCUUUAAUUCAAGUCAAUGAGAUGCACAAAGAGGAAAAUCAUUAUGGCCAAUUAUUUUAUAUUUCAGUCGAGUCUUUGAUGAUUUGUUUCUCACAAAUGGUGGUGAGAUUUCCCUCUCCAUGUUGAUGCUGGCCUGAAGAUACAUGGACAGAUCACUGACUCAACACAGCAGGAACACAAUAGAAUUAAACAAGUUUUAUGAAUUAUCA